This is a messenger RNA of Caenorhabditis remanei, 459 nucleotides long. RefSeq lists its product as uncharacterized. The transcript has 4 exons. The record is from RefSeq and is a predicted model, not a curated record. Lineage: Eukaryota; Metazoa; Nematoda; Chromadorea; Rhabditida; Rhabditidae. Bases 1 to 459 code for a protein of 152 amino acids.
AUGUCAGAUGCAGCGACACGGCGAUUGAUGAAGGAAUUAGCUCAAUUAAAAAAUGAGAAUCCAGAAGGUCUUCUAAUCGAUAAUACCAUAACAAGUCAUGACUUGAAGCAGUGGAAAAUCGGUGUCGUUGGCGCAGAAGGGACGCUCUAUGCUGGAGAAGUAUUCACGUUACAAUUCACAUUCGGACCACAAUACCCUUUUAAUUCACCGGAGGUAAUGUUUGUUGGGGAUACGAUUCCAGCUCAUCCACAUAUCUAUUCAAAUGGCCACAUCUGUCUAUCCAUUCUCUCUGAUGAUUGGACGCCAGCAUUGAGUGUUCAAUCAGUUUGUCUCUCAAUUCUUUCUAUGCUAUCAUCAUCAAAGGAGAAGAAACAUCCAAUUGACGACGCCAUUUAUGUUCGAACGUGCAAUAAGAAUCCGAGUAAAACUCGCUGGUGGUUCCAUGACGACAGCGUAUAA